This is a messenger RNA of Symbiodinium natans, 1116 nucleotides long. The record is from the annotation of a GenBank genome assembly. Lineage: Eukaryota; Dinophyceae; Suessiales; Symbiodiniaceae.
AUGCGCGAGCUCGUCCACAUCCAGGGAGGCCAAUGCGGGAACCAAAUCGGCGCCAAGUUCUGGGAGGUAAUCGCCGACGAGCACGGCAUUGACCCUACAGGCACCUACCAUGGCGACUCCGAUCUCCAACUCGAAAGGAUCAACGUUUACUUCAACGAGGCGACUGGGGGUCGCUACGUGCCGCGUGCCGUCUUGAUGGAUCUUGAACCAGGCACAAUGGACAGCGUCAGAGCUGGACCUUUCGGGCAGCUGUUCCGUCCUGACAACUUUGUCUUUGGGCAGACGGGAGCUGGGAAUAACUGGGCCAAAGGACACUACACGGAGGGUGCCGAGUUGAUCGACAGCGUGCUGGAUGUGGUGAGAAAGGAAGCAGAGGGCUGCGACUGCUUGCAAGGCUUCCAGCUUUGCCACUCGCUUGGCGGAGGCACUGGGGCCGGCAUGGGCACGUUGCUGGUGUCAAAGGUGCGCGAGGAGUACCCGGAUCGCAUCAUGGAGACGUUCUCCGUCAUUCCCAGUCCGAAGGUGUCCGACACUGUCGUCGAGCCGUACAACGCCGUGCUGAGCUUCCACCAGCUCGUGGAGAAUUCCGAUGAGUCCUUCCUGUUGGACAACGAGGCCCUGUAUGACAUCUGCUUUAGAACGCUGAAGCUGACGACACCGACCUAUGGGGACUUGAAUCACUUGGUGUCUGCGGCCAUGAGUGGCGUCACAUGCUGCCUGCGCUUCCCAGGGCAGCUGAACUGUGACUUGCGUAAGAUCGCCGUGAACCUGGUGCCCUUCCCGCGGCUUCACUUCUUCAUGACGGGCUUCGCUCCGCUGACGUCCCGGGGGUCGCAGCAGUACCGGGCACUCACCGUGCCUGAGCUUACGCAGCAGAUGUUUGACGCCAAGAACAUGAUGUGCGCGGCUGAUCCUCGCCACGGGCGCUACUUGACGGCCGCCGCGCUCUUCCGGGGCAGGAUGUCCACCAAGGAGGUCGACGAGCAAAUGCUCAAUGUGCAAAACAAGAACUCCUCGUACUUUGUGGAGUGGAUCCCGAACAACAUCAAGGCAAGCGUCUGCGACGCUUUGACGUGCUUUGGGAGGGUUUCCAGACUUUUUUCCCGUGGAAGCUGA